AUGCAAGGAAUGGAAGAAAAGGAAGAGCUUCCUCUAACGGAAGAGCGUGAUGGGAAGGAUGAAAUGGAUGGCAGUGGGAUAUCCGGCUUCAGAAGAAAAAGGGGGAUCAAAGUUAGUGGGAAAUACAUGGCACCUCUGGAAUGGGAAAGAGUCAACAAAAACUACCAGUCAAGCUCUGUUCGUCAUUCUAACCUUCACAGACCAUACCAUUCAAUAGUCAUGUGGCCACAGCCUCACAAAUCAAUCCACCACGCAGUGAGAGAUGUGCAGGGAGAAGAUGGGAAAAGGAACCAGCAGGAAGAAGAGAAUCCAUGGAAAGAAGAGAAAUUUGUGGGAAACGUAGUGUCAGAAAAAGGCCUGAGACAAGACACUGGAGAAGACAAUAACCAAGGGAAGAAACAGGAUAUAGUUGUUUCGGGGGCUGCGAUUUCCAAAGAGACUUUGGAAGAGUUAAAAACCCUUCUGAAGCAGAGCCCGCUGAUCACCAGCAGACAGAGGGAGAGCAGCAAGCCCAGCGCUCCACAUGUUCAAAAAGCAGAGGGGAAGCCCACAGAGGGGGCCGACAGACACCCCGCUCCCCCGACAGCACGUCCCGAGGACUCCCUGUGUUCAACCACCCGACAGCAGAGAGUGGGGUCUCUCUGGGAUCAGCAGCCAAGACGUGCGUUAGCUGCCCUGAAUGUGGAGAAACCAGAAAUUAUCAAAGCCAAACCAUUGGGCUUAAAGGCAUCGACGUUCCACAGCCCUGGUGAUGCCGGGCUAGCGGGAAACCACGCACCCUCCUGGAGUUCAAACUUAGCCGAUAAUCUACGAGAUUUAACCAUGAGCAACUAUGCAAUCCCUUCCUUACCACAAUCGAACGCGAAUAUUGAAUAUGUGAAGCAGCAAAUUGCAAGAGAAGAAAUACAGUUUAUUCGUUUCGAAGCAACAGAUCUCCAUGGCAUAUCGAGGUCAAAGACCAUCCCAGCUCGCUUUUUCCAGGAGAAGGCGUUACACGGUGUCGCCAUCCCCCGGAGUUACCUGGAGAUGACGACCAGCGUCGAGGACGAGGAGGCGGACCCCCACCACCACCACCACCACCACCAUCAUCAUCGUCAGUAUCACGACGACGGUGCUGACAUCUUGCUGAUCCCUGACCUGUCCACCUUCAGGCCGUUACCGUGGCUUGAGAGGACGGCUCGGGUGCUGUGUGACCAGUGCUGGGUGUCGGGCAGCGCCGUGGCCGCGGCUCCUCGGCAGGUGGCAAAGGUGCAGCUGAGGCAACUGCGGGAUUAUGGCUUCGCGCUGAGGUCGGCUUUUACUUACGAGUUCUCCCUGCGCGGCGCGGAGGGCGACGCCCGGCCCUCGCAGUCGUGGCUGCAGGAGCUGAUGGCCGCCAUGUUGCAGGCCGGGGUGGACGUGGAGAGUUUCUCCUCCUCCUCCUCCUCCUCCGAUAACUCCUCCACCUCCUCCCGCCGGGGCCCAGACCACGUCGAGAUCUCCCUCCGCCCUCAGUUCGGCCUCGCGGCGGCCGACAGCGCCUUCACCUUCAGGUCGGGCGUCAAGGAGGUGGCGGGGAAGCGCCAUUACGCCGCCAUCUUCUCCUCCUCCUGCGGUUACCAUAGGAACGCGGGGUCGCUGUCGCACGCCCUGUGGGACGCCGGCGGCCGGCGGAACCUCUUCUGGUCGGACGCGGGCCGGAAGUGGCCCGGGGACCCUCAGAGCCCGGAGGUGCUGUCCGACACGGGCCGGAAGUGGCUGGCGGGACUGGUGGAGCACGCGGCGGCCCUGCGCUGCCUGACCGCGGCGGCGGCGGCGGCGGCGCCCGGAGCCGACUGCAGGGGUCGCUGCGGCGGGAGCGGCGGCCCGAGCGGCGGCGGCGGGAGGGGCUCGGCGGCCGCGUGCGGCUCCUUCCGCCGGCGCUUCCACGGCGCCUGCGGCCCCCGCGUGGACAACCGCCUGCCCUCGGCCGCCGCCGACCCCUACCUGGUCCUGGCCGCCACCGUGGCCGCCGGGCUGGACGGCCUGAAGCGGGGGCUCAGCCCCGACGCCCAGGGGGACCCCGAGGCCCCGCGGGCCCCCCUCACCACCCGGCAGGCCCUGGAAGCCCUGCAGCGGGAUGGCUGCCUGCGGAGCGCCCUGGGCGAGGCCUUCGUGGGCCACUUGGUGGCCACCAGGCGGCGGGAGGCCGAGGCCGAGGCGCGGGUCGACGAGGAGGAAGGGAACGGGUGGUCGGAGGGCGCCAUCUAA
Messenger RNA from Callorhinchus milii (elephant shark), 2229 nucleotides. It is a transcript of the gene lgsn, whose product is annotated as lengsin, lens protein with glutamine synthetase domain. NCBI's taxonomy places the organism in Eukaryota, Metazoa, Chordata, Chondrichthyes, Chimaeriformes, Callorhinchidae. Gene Ontology annotation, cellular component: cytoplasm; membrane. Gene Ontology annotation, molecular function: glutamine synthetase activity. The record is from RefSeq and is a predicted model, not a curated record. Bases 1 to 2229 code for a protein of 742 amino acids. The transcript has 4 exons.